Molecule: messenger RNA, 2629 nt
Organism: Cloeon dipterum
Lineage: Eukaryota; Metazoa; Arthropoda; Insecta; Ephemeroptera; Baetidae
Product: pre-rRNA 2'-O-ribose RNA methyltransferase FTSJ3
Exons: 12
Coding region: 85-2577 (830 amino acids)
Biological process (GO): rRNA methylation; maturation of LSU-rRNA from tricistronic rRNA transcript (SSU-rRNA, 5.8S rRNA, LSU-rRNA); maturation of 5.8S rRNA from tricistronic rRNA transcript (SSU-rRNA, 5.8S rRNA, LSU-rRNA)
Cellular component (GO): preribosome, large subunit precursor; nucleolus; nucleus
Molecular function (GO): rRNA (guanine) methyltransferase activity; rRNA (uridine-2'-O-ribose)-methyltransferase activity
Source: RefSeq, a predicted model, not a curated record
AUGUGCAUCACCACGCAAACACACGUGUGUUUUCGUAGUUGUUUCGUAUUUUGACUCAUUUAAGCUUAAUAUUAAGCUGCAAAAAUGGGUAAAAAGGCGAAGAUUGGAAAACAGCGGAAGGAUAAAUACUAUCAGUUAGCCAAGGAAAUCGGCUACCGCUCGCGUGCCGCUUUCAAAUUGAUUCAACUGAACAGAAAGUUCAGUUUUCUACAAAAAUCGAAGGUCUUGGUCGACCUUUGCGCAGCCCCAGGAGGAUGGAUGCAGGUGGCGAAACAAAACAUGCCGGUGUCCAGCAUCGUGAUUGGCAUCGAUUUGUUCCCAAUCAAGGCGAUACCGGGGUGCAUCUCAAUUACAGAAGAUAUCACAACGGAUAAGUGCAAAACGGCUUUAACUAGGGAACUCAAAACCUGGAAAGUUGACGUUUUUCUUCAUGAUGGAGCACCGAAUGUUGGUAUGAACUGGUUACACGACGCCCAUCAGCAGGCAUUGCUCACCCUUAGUGCUGCGAAACUCGCGUCACAAUUCCUCAAACCUGGAGGUUGGUUCGUGACCAAAGUGUUCCGGUCUAAAGAUUACAAUGCUCUCAUCUGGGUGUUGAAACAAAUUUUUAAGAAGGUUCAUUCAACUAAGCCUCAAGCGUCGAGAAAUGAGUCCGCGGAAAUCUUCGUAGUUUGUCAAAAUUUCAUUGCUCCUCACAAACUGGAUCCAAGGUUCUUCGAUCCUAAGCAUGUGUUUGAAGAGUUGGAGUUGGAGCCCAAGUCAGCCAACAGCAUCUUCCAUCCAGAGAAGGCGAAGAAGGCCAAAGCCGAGGGCUACCCUGAGGGCAUGUCCUCAAUGUACAGGCCUAUUUCGGCUUUGGAGCUGAUCAUGGCUGAAACUCCAGUCGAUCUGCUGCAGGUUUCCACAGAGAUCACUUUGGAUGACAAACGCAUUGCAAAUCAUCCUCGGACAACUCCUGAAAUCAAGGAGUGCCUCAAAGACAUCAAGGUUCUUGGCCGCAAAGAUCUGCGACUCUUGAUGGCCUGGUGUGCGGCCAUGAAGCAAUCGAUUGCUCCUCCUGCUCCCAAAGAAGAUGAAACUGCCAAAGAAGCAGAGGAGGAAAGUGAGGAUGAAGAUGAACAGAUUGAUAAGCAUCUGAAGGAAUUGAAGGAAAGUGAAAGAAAAGAGUUGAAGAGGAAGAAGAAGACAGUGCUGAAGGAGAGGCGCAAACUCCAGCAAAAGCUGGAUUUGAAAAUGGUCUUCAAAGGCGAUGAUGGUCCGAAAAUGGAUGAUGAUGAAAUGUUUGAGUUGAAGACCAUCAAAUCAAACAAGGUCCUCAAUAAAAUUGAUGACCAAAGACCAGAUGAAGUUGCUGAGGAAUCCGAAGAAGAGGACGAUCAGCCGAAGAAAAAGCGGGAAGCCUAUAAUCCUACUAAAUCUCGGCUUGAUAAAUCUGGAAGGUUUUAUAAAGAGAGUGACAGUGAAGCCAGUGAGAGCGAGGAGGAGGGGGAGCAUUACCUGACCAGGGUGGAAGAAGGUCUGGGUAUGAGCGACGAGGGCGAGCUCAGUUUUGAGGAAGCAAGUGGCGAUGAGGAUGAGGAGGGAAAUGAGAGCAAUCCUCUUAUCACCGACCUGGACCACAGAAAUAAGAAGGAGAAGCGGGUGCACAAGGCCCAGCUUUGGUUUGAAAAGGACAUUUUCCAGAAUGGUGAAACCGAAGCUGAUGAAGAUGUCGAGCUGGAUGCGUUGGCUGCUGAGCUCAAGUCGAAAGGAGCGAAAAUCAUUGGGAAAGAAGCUGGUGAUGAGGAAUCUGACUAUGACGAUGAUUCUGAUGAUGAAGAAUCGACCGCUAGUGACUAUGAAAUGCCGCAGAUGCCGCGAAAAAGGGCCAAUGAGGACUCUGCUCCCUCCAAAGGUGGAAAGGACGAUUUUGAAAUCGUCCCGAAAGAUGACGUGAAACGAUUCAAACUGGAUGAGGAAGGAUUGGCUCUCGGCUCGAUGAUUGCCCUGUCAAAAAAGAAGAAGCGUGACAUUGUUGAUGACGCCUGGAAUCGCUUCGCCUUUAAUGACGACCAUCUGCCAGACUGGUUCAAGGAAGAUGAAAAGAAGCACAUGCGUAAAGAUGCCCCAGUGCCUAAGGAGCUGGUUGCGGAAAUUAAACAGAAGCAGCGGGAGUUGGAUGCCAGACCCAUCAAGAAGGUUAUUGAGGCGAAGGCCCGCAAGAAGAAGAGGGCUAUCCGCAAACUGGAGAAGGCAAAGAAGCGUGUCGAGUCCAUGUUGGAGUCCUCGGAAGUUUCCGAGAGGGAGAAAGCCCGGCAGAUCAAGCAGAUGUACAAUAAGGCUGCCGGCAAGAAAAAGGACGAAAUUGCGUAUGUCCGUUCAAAGAAAUUCUCGGCCAGUUCCCGCACGAAGAGACCGCAUGGCGUGAAGGGACGGUACAAGGCUGUGGAUCCUCGAAUGCGAAAGGACACGAGAGGCAUGCUCAGGGCCAAGGGUCUGGUCAAGGGAAAGGGUGGCAAAGGCGGAAAGGGAGGCUACAAGGGCGGCAGGGGAGCGAAUAAGGGAGGGAGAAAGAAGACUGGAGGCAAUAAAAAAUAAAUUGCAAUCCAUGUUGGUGUAAAUUAAUAAUAAAUUUCAAAUUAAUCUGUAA